CCUUCAUCCUUUCAUCCAACCCUACUUUUGGGGCGCUACAUUAUUAAACAGUCUACAUGAUGCUCGGCCUCACUAUGAGGGUACAGCGCCCGGCGUGGCAGUCAAAGCCUCAGAAUAUUAUCUCAAUACUCUCAAUGCAUAGAUCACUUUCGACAAUUGCUGAUCAGGAGCCAUACUGGCAAAAGAUAAAGCCAUGGAAGGAUGUCACUGCAGCUGAGUUCAAGACGUAUCGAUGGCAGCUCGCAAAUACUGUUCCUGAUGCACGAAGACUGCAACGUUUCCUUGAAAAUGUUUUGCCACCAACGAUUGGUAAAACCACGAAUCGUCUGCUUAAGCACAUUACGACCAAGCAACAUUUCAUCGACGAUGCUUCUGCUGCGUUGAAAAUGGCUCCUAUGGCGAUUCGACUUACCCCACAUCUGCUAUCAGCCAUUGACUGGGAAAAUCCACUGGAUGAUCCUGUCCGUCUGCAGUUUUUGCCCUUGGCAAGUGGGAUUGUUGCAGAUCACCAGAAGUUGACACUGGAUUCGCUAAACGAGCAGGAAGACUCUCCUGUGCCUGGUCUGGUCCACCGUUAUCCUGGAAGAGCUUUGUUUCUGGCAACUUCAAUCUGCCCUGUGUACUGUCGUUUCUGUACGCGCUCGUAUGCAGUCGGUGCCAACACAGAAACAGUCUCGAAACUACCGCAAAAGCCCAGUCGUAAGCGUUGGGAGGUUGUGUUCCAACACAUCGAGAGUGAUCCAAGCCUUCACGACAUCGUAGUCUCAGGCGGUGAUGCUUAUUACCUUCAACCUGACGACCUCAGGGAGAUUGGCGAACGGUUACUCAACAUUCCCCACAUCCAACGUGUUCGAUUUGCGUCGAAAGGUCUUGCCGUGGCUCCAUGCCGCAUAACAGACAACACUGAUACAUGGACUAGUACGCUCAUUGAGCUUUCCAACAAAGGCCGCGACAUGGGCAAGCAGGUUUGCCUACAUACGCACAUCAACCAUGCCAAUGAGAUAACUUGGGUUACCCGCGAAGCAGCCAAUCGCUUGUUCAAACACGGUGUCAUUGUUCGCAACCAGUCAGUACUGCUAAAGGGCGUGAACGACACGGAAGAAGCUCUGUCAGAUCUUAUUGGGACGCUUGCUAGCAUGAACAUUCAGCCGUACUACAUUUACCAGUGCGACAUGGUACGCGGCAUUGAAGACCUUCGCACGCCUCUGCAAACGAUCCUCGAUCUGGACCUGAAAUUGCGCGGCACACUUUCGGGAUUUAUGAUGCCAGCCUUCGUUAUUGAUCUUCCUGGUGGAGGUGGCAAGCGACUUGUGAGUACAUAUGAUGAAUACGACCCAGACACAGGCGUUGCAACAUACAAGGCUCCCGGUCUGCCAGGGGUAAAAGGUCAAAUGAUAUACACUUAUCACGACCCGAAGCCCGAGAAGCAUGACAUUGCCGAAGAGCUUCGUCAGGAGCAGAAGCUUGAUCAAGCGUCCGAGAAGCAUGUCAUUACCGAAGAGCUUCGUCACGAUCAGAAGCAGGAGCAAGCGUCUGAGCAAGAUAUGCCGUUGCAACAGCUCACCAGCCCCACCAUCCCGAAACAGGGCCCUUCCAUACCUCUCUCAGAAUCAGACUAUCGUCGAAAAAAACAAUUCAUUCAGCCCCCCCGGCUCACACAAAUCCCCGCUGCCACCAACGUCGGGCAUGCGGGUAUUAAGCCGGAGGAUUUGGCAACACCCAACCUUGGCGUUAGUAGCUGGCAGCAUGCAUCUGCCGCAGCCGCGGCGCCAAACGCUACGCUGUAAAGGGAAAUAGCGCCGCAUCGACCGUCGACACAUGUCUGGUUGCAAGCGAGUUUCCUACUUCGCUAAAAGUUACACAUCAUUUCAUUUGCUUUGGGGCUUCUUCGGGAAAUGUAAAAUUGGGACAGCACACCAGACGCACCAGACUGGGUUUGGUACAAGGACUUGAAAUUGCAUCGCCAGCGUCUUUCAUAAAAGUACUGUUUGGUUAGUACCAUCGCUUUCUGGGAGGGGCAUCAGUAUCAAAGCGUUUUCGAUACCCAGUCGUUUCUAUUGGCUCACUUAGGCAGCAGCGAGAUGGUACGGCAGGGCACA
Boeremia exigua is the source of this 2099-nucleotide messenger RNA. RefSeq lists its product as uncharacterized. Bases 57 to 1787 code for a protein of 576 amino acids. The record is from RefSeq and is a predicted model, not a curated record. Gene Ontology annotation, molecular function: iron-sulfur cluster binding; catalytic activity. NCBI's taxonomy places the organism in Eukaryota, Fungi, Ascomycota, Dothideomycetes, Pleosporales, Didymellaceae. The transcript is spliced from 6 exons.